Molecule: messenger RNA, 495 nt
Organism: Psilocybe cubensis
Lineage: Eukaryota; Fungi; Basidiomycota; Agaricomycetes; Agaricales; Agrocybaceae
Exons: 4
Coding region: 1-495 (164 amino acids)
Source: RefSeq, a predicted model, not a curated record
AUGACUUCCCACAUCCCUUCUCCACCUUUUAGUCAUCGCAUCGUCAAUGAUGCCUUCACUCCACUAUACCGACCCCCACCUCCAAACAUUCGGCUCUACGACACCCUUUUUGUCAGCUCUGAGAGCCUCGAAGACCUUGCAGAAGUUACUGGACGCGUCAACAUUUCAACCGACAUCGAAGGUAGUAUGCCGCACGUGAAGGAAUGUGUCUUAGGGUUGGAUCCCAGUCCAAUGACGGAUGGGAUAUGGGCAGUUAGAGGUGAUGCCACUUUGGUCCGACCACACGAUACCAUAGCAGCUCGGGGAAUCCACAAAAGUCCUUCACACCAAUAUAUCAACCUCCGCCCCCAAGUCUCCAGACCUUUUGAUUACCUUCGCGCCAUCCUGGAUACAGCCUUGCUAUUCGAAAUCCUGGGCACGCGAGGUCAAAUCUACGGCACUGUUACCGUUGACUCUGAGAAUUGGAAAAGACUCCGCAGAGGCUAUAGGACAUGA